GUGUGUGAGUUGUUUAACACCCCCUAGAGUGUCGAGGCUGGUUUAUACCUGCUUUCCAACAAACCUCGAGGAGGCUGGUAGGUUCGGGAGGCAGCCAUAACAGUAGAAAAUUCCUCAGAAACCGUAAGCUGAAGAAAAUCUACGAAAUCUACGGUGUACACUGUACACUCCACAAAGGUGUACAUACGAUCUAAAGAAGUAACACUUGAGUGUCAAGAGUGUUUUUGCUUGAAACAGGUGUAGUUUACACCUCUAGUUUGGCAGGAGACAACAAGAUAGACAUUGAUAAACGUGUUGUAAAAAAACAUGGCGGAAGAAAAGUAUAAAAGUGAUUUUUAACAGUGAACCAAGUGACUAAAAGUGAUUCCAUUACAAACUAUAGUGAUUUGGUCAAAGCUUGGACCGUGAGGGGUGGCCCAUUAUGGAUCAGGGGGGCCCAGGGGACGAGGGCCAGGCUCAAAAUUUAGAAAAUGAUGAAGAAAUUCUAACAGCUGUAGAAAUCGAUAAUUGUGUCUCAACAGAGAAUGCGCAAAAUUUAACACCAGCUGCGCAUGCGCAGGAUUUACAAGCUGUCAUAGCGGCAGCUGGGGAAAUUCGAGGGGGAGGAGGGGGGGAAAUCCAGCGGCGUGUAGUGGUUGUGGGUAAUAUUGCGCACCUGGUCGAGCUAUCGGCGGCGGGGAUUGAACCGGUGGAACCGACGGAUAUCCCGGACACAAUUCAACCAUCAGAAGACUACGACCCAAGGGUCAAGCAAGAGCUACUUCCGCACAGUGUAGUCGAACUUCAACAAACUGACUCUGAACAAGUUAUUGACCCAUCGCCCACGCCGCCGAUUGACGAAGAGCCUGCCGGCCAACCUGGACCACUAGACGACGAAUCCGCCGAAAAUUCUGAGACCAUGAUUGACACAUCAGAUUUUCGAAUGUCGGAGCCGACCUACCAAACGUUAUCCUCUGUUAAUGGAAGAAUGACACCUCCUGGUUAUCUCAGUACUCCACAGGGGCACCACUACGCCACCCUUACCCCCCUCCAGCCUAUGACACCCCUGCCUCCCAUUUCUUCCCUCCAGAUGGGGGAGAAGUUUGGAUAUCCUGUUUCCUCCCCCAAUGUCUCUGGAACCUUCACAGUUAUGCAGAACAACUCCCUCGCCCAGAUAUCCCUCUCCUCCCCCUACAGCUACGACAGUAAGCUGGUCAGCAUGGGAAUGUCCCCUCCCCACUACUCCCAGAAUAACCAUAUGAUUCAUCACAUGUCCCAGCACUCCCCCACCCUCUCCCCUCAACCCUACUCCCAAAAUGGACUCCACUCCCCUCAUAAACCAAUCUCCCCAAACCCUUAUGAUUACAGAAGCAAUCUUGACCCUCAGUCCCCUCAUGAUUUGUCCCCAAACUCUGGAGACAAUGAGAGGUCCCCGACCUCUGACGUGAACACAACCUACUCCUCCUCCAUCUACACCACCACCCCUUUAACCUCCACCAACAACCCCAGCCUCAACGGCAUGGCCUCCAUCUCCCCUCACACCAUCUCCCCUCACCCUUCUCCAUCUUUACACCACAGAGACCUUUCUCCACCUUCCCCUCAAUCCCUUCCCCACCCUUCCCCCAUCCUUCCUCCCACAACCAUCCUUCACCACAGCCUUCCACAACAUCAAUCCAUGAAAUCCCCCAACUCUACCACAUCAUCCUCUGGAGAAAUUGAAGAAAUCAACACCAAAGAAUUGGCGCAGAGAAUAUCAGCUGAAUUAAAACGUUAUUCAAUCCCUCAAGCUAUAUUUGCCCAAAGAGUCCUGUGUAGGUCCCAGGGAACCCUAUCCGAUCUAUUGAGGAACCCCAAGCCAUGGUCCAAGCUAAAAUCAGGCAGAGAAACAUUUAGACGAAUGUUUAAAUGGCUUCAAGAGCCUGAGUUUCAAAGGAUGAGUGCUCUUCGUCUUGCUGUUUCGCUGUCCGAGUCCUCCCUACAGGGCGGCAAUAAAAUUAUGCAACAAUCGGCGGCAGAGAAAGAUCGUGGUCGUUCAGGUUUACUCACGAACUCGUGCAAGAGGAAAGACGUUAUGGAGCUGGUAGACACCACGCACUCGCCGGCCCAGGGGGGGCAGGCAUCCAAGAAGCCCCGCUUGGUUUUUACGGAUCUCCAACGCCGUACCCUACAGGCUAUUUUUAAGGAAACCAAAAGGCCCUCAAAAGAAAUGCAGAUUACUAUUGCUCGCCAGCUUGGUCUUGACUCAAGUACUGUCUCAAACUUUUUCAUGAAUGCCCGCCGACGAUCAAUCGACAAAUGGCGGGAAGACGCACCAAAUCAAACUAUUUCAUUAACCUCCGGCGGUAUAAAUCGAACUAUCUUUGUGACCUCCAGCGGUACUCCAGCAACGGUUCUAACCGGUACUCCGGCCACAAUCCUUCAGCAGCUCAGUCAAUCCGACCUUUCUCCAUCCAUAGCUGGUCAACUUGAUUUAUGACAGGGGGACGGUGUGGGGGCUUCCACUGCCUCCCACACCGUCUAUAUCAUUCCCAGGGACCGACUUGUCGCCGCAGGCGGAACCUUAACCCUGUCCACCCCGUCCGGUACACAUCACCUCACCAUUGAUGAGGAUGAACUCCUUGAUGGUGAUGUUAUGGAUGAUGAUGAUGAUGAAAUUUUGGAAACUGAAGAGGUGCUUGAUGAUGAUGAUUGUCUGGACCGAUCUCCAGAUUAAAUCCCAGGAGCUAGACCCCUCUCUCCCUCUGUACACUAUAUAUACAAAAGUAACCUAGUCACAAAUACCAAAAACUCAUGCGUUAAAACUCGAACAUAUUUCACGAACAGAAAGUGAAGAAUUUGGAAUAAAAAUCCUGAAUUUUAGUCAGAAACCUGAAACCAAAAAAAAUCUAGUUUAAACCCUACCAAAUGCUAAAUAUGUAACUAUAAAAAUGUAAAAAAUAUUGCCAAACAACAUAAUUUAGUCAUCCCUUUUGGUCAGACAGAAAACAUUAUCUCUGUCGUAACUUUUUUAGUCUUAUAAUUAUAUAUAGUCAUUUUGGGAACCUAUGUGCACUCUUCUUUAGUUAUAAUAAUUCUGUGAUAAAAUUGAAUUUGUGCAUUUUAUAAUUUUUUCUUUCAUACUUUUCUUUUUUCUCCAACCUUUAUACAUUCCGAUAUAUUCAUUUCCAAUUAGAAUGAAAAUGAAUUUUUGCACAUUUUUAGGUUAUAAGAUUUUUUGAAUGUUUCACUUAUCAGAGAAAUGUUAUUAUUAUUAUUAUUAUCAUUCUUAUAAACUAGUCAUUUUAACAGUUUUUAGUCACUUGUCGGCCGUUAGAAAAGUCACACAAAAACAAUGUGACCGAUUUUGAGAUCUCAUCGUUUUUUGUCGUAACCAUGUAUUUUUUGUCUAAACUAAACCAAACCAAAAAAAACCGAUUUGCAAUAAAAGCCUAUUUUUCGUAAAGUUAGACUCAUCAUGCCUUAUUAUAAAAUCAUAUUUAGGAUAAUUCUUGUUCUCACUGUAAUGUGUAUAUAUAUAAACAUAUAUAUACAAAACAUCUAUCUAUCUAUGUUACUUUUUCCAGUGUAUAAAAUAUCCCGUGUGGAGAUUAAUUUGGUCCAAAAAAAUCUGCAAAGCAAAUAGUUGUAAAAAGUCACAUAUCAAGCAUUCAACAUUUUGGGGGAUUUUUUUACCUUUUUAUUCUAGAUUUUUAAAUUUCCGUUGAUUUUGUCAAAACCAUGUAAAGCAUAACAACACUGAAAAUGUAGCAUAACUUGUUAUAAAUAUGAAUAUAUUUGUUCAAAAUAAUUGGUGAAUUAUGAUUCAAUUGCAAAUAAAUGUAAUAAAUA
This is a messenger RNA of Eurytemora carolleeae, 3807 nucleotides long. It is a transcript of the gene onecut, whose product is annotated as hepatocyte nuclear factor 6. Bases 422 to 2455 code for a protein of 677 amino acids. Gene Ontology annotation, biological process: regulation of transcription by RNA polymerase II. Lineage: Eukaryota; Metazoa; Arthropoda; Copepoda; Calanoida; Temoridae. The transcript is spliced from 6 exons. The record is from RefSeq and is a predicted model, not a curated record. Gene Ontology annotation, cellular component: nucleus. Gene Ontology annotation, molecular function: DNA-binding transcription factor activity, RNA polymerase II-specific; RNA polymerase II cis-regulatory region sequence-specific DNA binding.